CGUGAUUAUUGAUGUGAGAUUAUUGAUGUGAGCGUGUAUGUAAAAGACGUGUAGAGAAUGAGGUUUUGAAUUUCUGCUUUUGUACCGUUCUUUUAGGUUGAAUAUGGAUGACAAUGAAAUGUAUGAACAAUUUUUCUCAUUAUCUACCCCACCACAAUCGCCAAAUAGUGCACGAUCACUAUCCCCAACGAGUAGUAGUUCCUGCGAUUCAAUAACAUCAGUAUGGGAUGGAUGUAAUAAUCAACAGGAUUGGAGUGCAUUACAUCUGCGAUAA
Didymodactylos carnosus is the source of this 274-nucleotide messenger RNA. The record is from the annotation of a GenBank genome assembly. NCBI's taxonomy places the organism in Eukaryota, Metazoa, Rotifera, Eurotatoria, Philodinida, Philodinidae.